This is a messenger RNA of Medioppia subpectinata, 3687 nucleotides long. The record is from the annotation of a GenBank genome assembly. NCBI's taxonomy places the organism in Eukaryota, Metazoa, Arthropoda, Arachnida, Sarcoptiformes, Oppiidae.
AUGAACACUAAUUCAUACAACAAUCAAAUGUCUUCACAACCCAUACAACACAUACCACAGCAAAACCCGAUGACCGCCGGCGCCGCACAAUACCCAAACACAGUAUUCAAUGAUCGGCGGCCAUCGUAUCCGCCGGCCUAUCAGCCGACCGGUUAUCCAUUUCCGGUACCGAAUCCAUUGUUACCACACAAUCCGCUAAUGAAUCCAAUGAUGAACCCAUUGAUGAAUGCGAUGGCAUCGCAAAUGAAUCCAUUGCCGCAAAUGUAUGCCACGAAUCCAUUGCACAAUAUGUACGCUUUCAACAACGGUAUGAAUGGCUCGCAGACUAGUCUCGAUCGGUUUGGUUACCCCGUGAGCACUGGUGGCUCAUCCGUGGCCACCGAUCAAAGCUAUAUUAACUCAUUGUUGCCAAACAUGUCAUCGAGAUAUUCAAGUUGCGAGAAUUUACAAUCCAUUAGCAGUUCGGUGACCAACAGAUCCAAUAUGGAGUCAGGAUUGCAGUUAAUCCAGUUGUUGAGAGACGCGGACCGCAAGGGCUAUACCGCCGAUGACGUCGAAGUGGCCAUCAAUUUCAGUGCAGAAAAGCCGUUAGAAUGGUUGGACGAGAAUUGGCAUAAUAUGUGCGAAACAGUUAUGACGUUAACAAACAAUCAGAUAAUGCAAAACGAGACAAAAAGCGGUAAUAAACGGCUUAUGGAUUGGGAUCUGUUGACAGAAGCGGAGGCAAAGGUGGCCCUCCGGGGGACCAAAGGUAACAUUUGGCAGUCUAUUGAGAAGUGCGUUAAAAACAAACAAAAUACGGCCAAAACGGGCGGCACUGGCAAUGGUGUGCCCGACGGCGACCACAAGACUUCGCUAUCGCUAGAGAUAUCGGGUAUGGGUUCGGGUAAAGACAAUAACGACUCAAAUGUGGUGAAAAUUGUCGCACAAUUGGACCAAAUAAAUGACAGUUCCGAUGCGAAACCCGACCAAUACAUUGAGGAGAGAGUGAUAACCGAAGAGUUGACCACAACUAGCGAUUUCGACGACGAGCCCGAAGAGGAGAACUUCUAUUCGGCGAGUGAUAACGACAGCACCGGCGAUGACGAGGACAGCGCCGGUGACGACCCCUCCAGUCCGGCGGGCAAGUGGUCGUGUCGGUCGGUAUACCAGUGCUUAAUAUUUUGUACGUUUAUUAACGACAAUAAGUGUGCGAUUUGUGAGAUGUGUAGCAAAACUCGUCACAAGAAUUGCAUUAAAAAGCCGUCAAAUCGUAAGAAUCGGCCGCAGAAUAGGACGAGAAGAUUGUCGUCGAAUGGCAGCAAAGCCUCCAAUAAAGACACGGAAUUAGACUUUGACGAGAAGAUAGUCAACGAACAGAAGGCCAUUGAGAAAGAGCUGAUCCGACGGCUGGAAAAUGAACGCCGAAUCGAUCGCCAGAACGAGAAGAUCAGUCGACGGGAAGAGUUUAUCCGACGUAAGAGUUUGGGACUUCCCGUCAGCGAACAGUUGGCCGAUCAGAUCAGGGCUGACCAGACGUCCGCACCCGACGGCCACCACAUUAACGAUGACAAUAACGAUGUGAAUAAAAGUGUUGGCAAUACUGACCAAAACCCGAUGACCGCCGGCGCCGCACAAUACCCAAACACAGUAUUCAAUGAUCGGCGGCCAUCGUAUCCGCCGGCCUAUCAGCCGACCGGUUAUCCAUUUCCGGUACCGAAUCCAUUGUUACCACACAAUCCGCUAAUGAAUCCAAUGAUGAACCCAUUGAUGAAUGCGAUGGCAUCGCAAAUGAAUCCAUUGCCGCAAAUGUAUGCCACGAAUCCAUUGCACAAUAUGUACGCUUUCAACAACGGUAUGAAUGGCUCGCAGACUAGUCUCGAUCGGUUUGGUUACCCCGUGAGCACUGGUGGCUCAUCCGUGGCCACCGAUCACAGCUAUAUUAACCCAUUGUUGCCAAACAUGUCAUCGAGAUAUUCGAGUUGCGAGAAUUUACAAUCCAUUAGCAGUUCGGUGACCAACAGAUCCAAUAUGGAGUCGGGAUUGCAGUUAAUCCAGUUGUUGAGAGACGCAGACCGGAAGGGCUAUACCGCCGAUGACGUCGAAGUGGCCAUCAAUUUUAGUGCAGAUAAACCGUUAGAAUGGUUGGACGAGAAUUGGCAUAAUAUGUGCGAAACAGUUAUGACGUUAACAAACAAUCAGAUAAUGCAAAACGAGACAAAAAGCGGUAAUAAACGGCUUAUGGAUUGGGAUCUGUUGACAGAAGCGGAGGCAAAAGUGGCCCUCCGGGGGACCAAAGGUAACAUUUGGCAGUCUAUUGAAAAGUGCGUCAAAAACAAACAAAAUACGGCCAAAAUGGGCGGCACUGGCAAUGGUGUGCCCGACGGAGACCACAAGACUUCGCUAUCACUAGAGAUAUCGGGUAUGGGUUCGGGUAAAGAGAAUAACGACUCAAAUGUGGUAAAAACUGUCGCCCAAUUGGACCAAAUAAAUGACAGUUCCGAUGCGAAACCCGACCAAUACAUUGAGGAGAGAGUGAUAACCGAAGAGUUGACCACAACUGUGACCACAAAUCUGGUUCAUCAGGAGAUAGCGAUGGCCACGAGUAGCGGCGGAAUGAGCGCCGACCGGAAAGUGUUGUCCAACUCAAUGGAACAGCUGUUGAGUGAGUGGAAGAUUGAGAAACAACUGUCGGAUCGACAGCGCCUUCAGGAGCGCGAGAGGGAGAAAAUGAGGAAAAUUCUUGAGCUCCAGAAACGGUUGAGUGAAUUCGACACCGAUUUAGACGACAGUAGUGUCAGCACAACUGCCGACGAAGUGGAAGACCUACCGCUGGACACCGGUCUCGUUGUCCCGGCGGCCGACGAUCAGCCCUUUACGGACGUUACCGGCGAUGAACUGCAACUGAUCGGUAUUGAAGUGCGACCAAUGGAUGUCCGAAGGCUGGAAAUCAGUGGCCACGAGUCCGACGGUGAGGAUCCACUCGAAGAUGUGGCGAGCGAUGGAUCAGUUGGCGAUGAACUGGAUUUGAAUAGAGAUCCCAACGAGUAUUAUAGUGACGGCGAAAGGGCUGAUCGACUGAGCGAUGACUUCAGUGACGAUGAAUUUGCCAGAAUUGACGCCAGAAUUCAGCAAAAAUUGGACCAGAAUUUCGCCGCCAAUAGGGUCGCAGAAUCUGUGGACAUAUUUAAUGGCAUUACCGGCGAUAAGAAUUCAAUACAAGAAAAUCCUAUUUAUACACAAUUAUCGGACAAUAAGAGCGUUGAGAAUACUAUUGAAAAAUCUAUUGAACCAAUUGUUGAGCAAAAUGUUGUUAAAGAAUGUGAUACUAGAGAUGAGUUUGAAUAUUGGCAAAGUUGUAGUACGAGUCAGGCAAAUGACACAAAACAUGAUGAUAAUAGUGAUGGCAAUAAUACAAAUACCAGUCCAGAAAAUGUUAAACAGAAAGAAUAUUGUGUUGAUAAUAAUGCCAAAGCAAUUGCCGUGAAUAACAUCAAAGAGUUUGUAACGGGAAAAAUGGCUAAAUUAGGAAUUAGUAAUGAGAAAUUACAAGAAUAUUCUUUAAUGUCUGGCAUUGAAAAUAAAUUGAAUACAAAUCCUAAGCCGAGUGAACAGAAUUUACAACAAUUUGUUAAACAAGAAAUCACGGAUUCUGCUAAAGAGACAAUAUUAGCCAACAAAAUGCAAAACAAACACAAGAAAUGGUAA